ACAUCCAACUUUAACUACUCAGGUAAAAAUGGCUUCUUUCCACGAUGCACAAGAGUUCCAGGGUAACCAAGGUGAAGACGAAGAGGUUGAUGUGAUCUCAACGGAGCCCAUUGUCAUGAUAGUGCCGCCGGAGUUACAAGACUCGCUUAGAAUCGCCACGCCAGAGAGUAGCACUAGUUCGAGCGCAGGUAGUGGUUCUGAGGACCACCGGCCUUCAACCUCUAGCGAUUCACGCACGGAAGAGACACCCAGUGAAACAGAGGGUGCUGAAGAGGCUGGUUGCAGUGUGCCGACGAUGAGUACAGCAGCUAAGGUGGUUUUGUUUGAGGGGUGGGAGAGCAAGGUUCUUAGUGUAAGGCUGGACAACCUUCGCAAGGCCCCCAAAACCUUACCGGCUGGCUUUAAAUUCAAGGCGGCACUAUAUCACGAAGUUGCAGAUGGUGCGGCCACAGUAAAGGGAUAUAAGAAGUUGGAGGAGAUGGUGAGGCGAUAUCAAAUCCCUCGAACCAUCCUGAUCCGAGCUAGAACACCAAACGAACGGGUGUGCUCAGUAUCGCGGAUGGGUUGGGUGCUAGUAUACGUAGACCAUUUUGACGCCGGUCUAUGUUUUCCUCUUCCAGGACUAAUUUUUGAUGUCCUGGCAGAGUACGAGCUGGUCCUUUCGCAACUUACUCCCAAUAGCAUAAAGUUCAUCAUAGGCUUUAUGCUGUUGUGCGAAAGGUUGGGGAUGCCUGCAAAGGCAGUGGUCUUCAAGUCGCUCUUCCUGUGCCGUCUCUGUCCCUCCACCAGCGGUACGAGAUGGUAUUACAUCUCUGGGAGAGAGAAGAUGAUGAUAUUCACCAACAUCAGAAAUAAGCUGACAAGUGGUGAUGUCGACCUGAAGAACCGGCUGCUUGAUUACGUGAAGGCGAGGGGUUUGGUGGAUCUAGAAGCCUUGGUUACCCCAGAUCAGAUCGCACUUCUUGGGUUUGUCGAUGUGGCAAACCUUAACGGGGAAGGCAACGUUAGAGAGCACAAGGCUCAAGGGGCCGGGGAGCUGGAUCCAGUUCCCAGCGUCAAUCCCGCUUUGACGAGCGGCCGCCCGCUGCACCUGGGCACAGCUCACAGCACUGAAGUUCCAGCUCGGCACAAAGACCACGUGCCGAGCAGAGACGUGCCUCAAGCGUCAGCUCGUGAGGUUGCCGAGCCAGCUCGUGAGGUUGCCGAGCCAGCUCGUGAGGUUGCCGAGCCAGCACCUGCCUCGUCGUCUGUAGCGGGGCCACGAAUUGCAUACCCGAACGGCUUUAGCUACGCGAACGGACUACCAGGCUGUGAUGCUGCAGGGUAUGCAAAGCUUCGUGCCUCCUGCAAAUCGACAACGUGCGAAGAGGCACGUUCAGCAGCAUGAAGGACAUGCUGCUCUAAUAAAGCUGAUGGAUGUAA
Molecule: messenger RNA, 1422 nt
Organism: Rubroshorea leprosula
Lineage: Eukaryota; Viridiplantae; Streptophyta; Magnoliopsida; Malvales; Dipterocarpaceae
Source: the annotation of a GenBank genome assembly